This is a messenger RNA of Puccinia triticina, 1278 nucleotides long. RefSeq lists its product as uncharacterized. NCBI's taxonomy places the organism in Eukaryota, Fungi, Basidiomycota, Pucciniomycetes, Pucciniales, Pucciniaceae. The coding region runs from base 1 to 1278 and encodes 425 amino acids. The transcript is spliced from 5 exons. Gene Ontology annotation, biological process: inner mitochondrial membrane organization. The record is from RefSeq and is a predicted model, not a curated record. Gene Ontology annotation, cellular component: mitochondrial inner membrane.
AUGACAACCACAACCAAGCAGAGCAUCAUCAUCAGCUCACUCUUAAAACGCAAGCAAGCCAUCAAACCAUCCUCACCCCUGCUGACCUUCAGAAGAACCUCCUCAACUAACCUCGAACAGCAUCAAUCAAACUCAGAACCUAGACCUAUCCCUUCAAGCUCAACCUUGUCCGUGGACUCGGACUCAAUCAAACAGCAAUUUAGAUCAAUCAAAACCAACUUAUCCAAUCAAUUUGCCGACUUUCCGGCUAAAUUAUCUCAACUCACCGGAUAUGGUGACAUUGAUAAACUCAAGUCCCUGGUCUCUCAAACCGAAGCUAACCUCAGAACCAGUAGAGAGGAUGCCGUACAAGCCAAGAUUAAAUACAACUUGGCUGCUCAAAGGAGAGCCGAGAGUAUCAAGGAAGUAAACGAUCUGCUCGCCAGAAAAGCAAGCUGGUCAGACCAGGACCUUGCUAGAUUUACGACCUUAGUCAGGACAGACCAUUCUAACGAACAGGCUGAAUCGGAGGCCAAGAAAGCAUUGGAAGAAUCUGAAGCAAAAGUCGAUCAACAAUUUACGAACAUGAUGCAAGCAAUCCUUACUCGAUAUCAUGAAGAACAGGUUUGGUCUGACAAGAUACGAUCUUUGUCAACCACAUUUUCACUAUCAAUCACUCUCAUUAACGUUCUAGUUUUCCUGGCAGCAAUUGUAUUGGUCGAACCUUACAAAAGAUCCAAAGUAGUUUCUGAGGUUGAAGAAAGAAUCGUAAAGCGGGACAUGAACAACACCGACAUUCUUGAUCGGGCUCUGAAUACGGUUGUCGAUCGACUGUCUUCGACAGAGAAACAGCUCUCAGAUUUAAUUACUUCGUUGCAAGCCCCUCUCGCGCUGACUACAUCGACAUCCCCUUUGCCACCUUCAACAUUGGAUGACAUACCUAUCGUACCUGCCUCCGCUAUCUCAUUGGAAACAAACAAAAUGGAAGAUUCAAUGCCAAGCCCAAUCCCAAGAUCCAGGACCGAUCAGAGAGAUUACUUGGCGAGUCCGGAAAUCAAGAAUAUGCGAGAGACGACUGAGGAUGUGGCAGGUGUAGCAGAACAAUCAUCUGAAGAGCCCACAACGUCCCCCCAGCCUCCUCGAUCUUCCUCGUGGUACGACAAGCUGAAUCAAGCUAAAGACGAUUGGUUAGAGAGCCGCGACUACAAUAGCCCAGACCAAGAAUCUCUCAAAGCUAUCGGAAUUGGCACUGUUGUUGGGAUCAUCCUACUAAGUAGCUAUCACUUCUUUUCCCAAUGA